AAACUAGUAUCUACCCUCCGCCUCUUAAUCCCGCGCCUCCGCCUCCUCCAAAAGAAAGACACCGCCUCCUCGGUCGUACAGCGCCGCGAGCUCGCCUCCCUCCUCGACGAAAACCGCGACGCCUCAGCACGCAUUCGCGUCGAAAAUGUCAUCGCCACAGACACCGGCGUCGAAGUCAUGGAAAUGGUAGAGCUGUACUGCGAAUUGCUGCUCGCGCGGGCAAACGUGCUCGAUCAGCUCGCGUUCGGGGAGAGGGGUGGUCGCGCACGGAAUCGGGCGAGGGAGGUCGCGAAGGAGAUGAGUCGGCGGGCGGCGAGUGGUGGGGCAGCAGCAGCUAAUGCGAAUGCGAAUGCGCGACAAGCCGAAGAGAAGAAGAAUAGUAGUAUUCUCGGGUUCCCGUUUUCGUUAUCAUCCAAGAAGCCGUCGGGUGGGGAGGCGGCUGAGGAGAGACGGGAUGAUACAGACGAUGAUGAUAGCUACAUGGACUCGGCGCUGGAUGAAGCCGCCGCGGCGGUGUUCUACGCAUGGUCUCGAUUCCCGCAUGACGUGCGCGAACUUAACAUGCUCCGCUCUCAACUUACGGAUCGAUACGGGAAGGACUUCAUGACUCUGGCGCAGGAUAAUAAGAUCGAGGGGGUUUCUGUGCCCGAACGGCUGGUGAAGGGGUUACGAGUGCGGCCGCCGACGCAGGAACUGGUGGAUCUUUAUCUGCGGGAGAUAGCACAUGCGUACGGGGUGGUUUGGCCCAAGGGCGGCGGCGGCGAUGAAGUCGAGCCGGAUUUGGGCGAUGCGCCUCCGGAGUUCCUCGAUCAGCGCCACGAUGAUGAUUAUCACGGUGGUGAUGGUGAUGGUGAUGAAGCAAGGCGCGCCUCGGAAGCCUCCGAACUGAACAAAGUGACACCACCACGAGGUCUGCAUUCCGGCAAGAGUCCCGUGAGCGUUGCCCCGCCGGGCCCGAGAACAGAUAACCCCAGCCCUCGCGUGAAACUGCCAGGAUCAGAUGAGACAGGAGGCCAGGUUGGGGGAGGAGAGGCCAAGCCGAAGAAUAACAGUGGUUCUGGGGGGAUACCGGAGUUGGAUGAGCUGACUCGGAGGUUUGCGGCGUUGAGGAGAUAG
Messenger RNA from Aspergillus wentii DTO 134E9, 1116 nucleotides. RefSeq names its product DUF292 domain protein. The annotation marks the transcript as partial. Gene Ontology annotation, biological process: protein transport. NCBI's taxonomy places the organism in Eukaryota, Fungi, Ascomycota, Eurotiomycetes, Eurotiales, Aspergillaceae. The transcript is spliced from 2 exons. The record is from RefSeq and is a predicted model, not a curated record.